CGUCGGAACAUCCGGUUCCAAACAUCACCACACCCCACGAUGAAUCGGGAUUUCCUGGUCUCGAUCGAGAUUCAUCCUUGCAAUUGCCAACUCCCUGCAAAUCGGAGAAGAUCUGAUGGAGAGUAUGAGUGUAUUUGCCUCGGAAUACCCAGCUCCCACGAUCUCGGAAGUUCUUCAUCCCCACAACAAGUGCUGGAUCCCGUCCGAAGUCGGAAGCACCGAACCUUGGCCAUCUUGUCUGCCUCAGGCGCCGAAAGCCAACAACAAUCAAAACCUCCAACUACCCCGCCGCUCUGCCCUCUCCCCCUUGCCUCGGCAUCGAUAACUCUCCAACCAUUCUCAUUCUUGACGCCAAAAUAUUGGAAUGCGUUGUACAAAGAACCCAAACCCCAUCUAACGGCCAAGGUGGGGUUCAUGAAAGGCUCUGAUACGGCGGAAGAUGCACGCAGCCCCUCCGUAGCCAUGAAUCAAGAUAUACUCCGUCGUGCUGGCUACUAGCUGCCUCAAUUAUGCACGGGAGAUGCAACAUGGCACCAGCCACUGCUCCAGAACAAAGCGAAUGCACCUUGUGGUGUGAUCUUCCACAGAAUGAGUUCAUUGUCCUGAUAGCGGGGUAGGCGAUGUAGGAUGCCUGCUGUCUUUUCGCUGCUCCAAAGCUUCAGCAAGCGGCAUGG
Molecule: messenger RNA, 674 nt
Organism: Aspergillus fijiensis CBS 313.89
Lineage: Eukaryota; Fungi; Ascomycota; Eurotiomycetes; Eurotiales; Aspergillaceae
Exons: 1
Coding region: 40-498 (152 amino acids)
Source: RefSeq, a predicted model, not a curated record